This is a messenger RNA of Pungitius pungitius (ninespine stickleback), 2728 nucleotides long. RefSeq names its product ecdysoneless homolog (Drosophila) (gene ecd). The record is from RefSeq and is a predicted model, not a curated record. NCBI's taxonomy places the organism in Eukaryota, Metazoa, Chordata, Actinopteri, Perciformes, Gasterosteidae. The transcript is spliced from 14 exons. Gene Ontology annotation, cellular component: nucleus. The coding region runs from base 185 to 2179 and encodes 664 amino acids.
AUGCUUGUGGCAGUCGAGUGGAAUUCACAGUAGGACCUAAACAUUGACAGAUGGCGUGCUAGCAACGUUCGUAGAAAUGGAGAAAUUAGAUUAAAUAAUGUUUAAUUUCUCGCCCAUUUUUAAAUCUCUCUGGCCUACUAUCUCACACUUAUAAACCAAACAAGUCAGUCAUUUAAAAUCUACAAUGGACAACCUGCAGAGAAGAACGAUUCAGGAAGACGUGGUUCAGUACAAACUCUUCUGGAUCCAGACAGACAGUUCAACUUCACAGCAGACUGAGGAACACCUCACACAUCUGGUAGAGGAGGUUUUGGCAAAGGUUGCCUCACUUCUGAUACAAUACAUCUGGCAGCAUCAGUCAUUCAACCUCAAGUAUCAUCCUGAGAAAGCUGGUGUACCUGCUCAUAUUGGAGGGAGCACUCAGUUUGGGGACAAUGUGGAGGACGAGUGGUUUGUUGUUUAUCUUUUGCAGCAAAUCACAGAAGGCUUCCCAGAGCUCAUAGCCAAGGUUGAGGACAACGAUGGAGAGUUUCUUCUCAUUGAAGCAGCCGAUUAUCUUCCCAAGUGGCUGAGUCCAGACACCAGUGAAAACAGGGUCUUUCUCUACAGGGGGGAAUUGCAUAUAUUGCCAUGUCCCUCAAAAUCCAGUCCAGUGGGAGUCUCAAAAGAUGUUGUACCAUGUGUGGAACAAGCUACAUCAAUGCUCUCCACCCAUUCAGGGGCCUGUCUGGCAAGCCACAAGAUACGUUCAGCCCUGAAGAAGCGGUUAGAGGGGUACCCAGAGAAGAUAAAAGUUGACCUGCAUCGUGCCCACUGCUUCAUACCUUCAACUAUCGCCAUGGUGCUGUCACAACGGCCAGACCUGGUCGCCCCGGCAGUGUCGGCGUUCUACCUGCGGGAUCCAGUAGAUCUACAGGCGUGUCGAAGUUUCAAGACCUUCCCACCUGACACAAGAGUCCUCACCUCGGUGACAUUCACCCGAUGCCUGUACGCCCAGCUGCAGCAGCAGCAGUUCACUCCAGACAGGAGGAGCGGCUUCACGCUGCCUCCUCACACUCAUCCCCAGUACAAAUCCCAUGAGCUCGGCAUGAAACUGGCCCAUGGCUUUGAGAUCCUCUGCUGUAAGUGUAGACUUCCAUCAUCAGAGCCCGAUGCCCCCGUCAGUUGUAACCCUCAGUGGAAAGGCUUCGUGGACAGUCUGAAAGCUAACGGCUACUUCAGGGAAGAACUUGAAGGUUCGGCUCAUUACAGAGAAUUGGCAAGAUCUGCGGAAAAUUUCUUCAAACAGUCUGUUGCCUCAAAAUCAAGUGCUUUGUCCCCGGGGGAGGAGGUCCUCCAGCUGCUGCACAGCUGCGGUCCGAUCAACUUGGAGGAGCUGAAGAAACAAGAAGCACAGCUCCCCCAAGAGGACAGUGACAGCUGGCUGGAUAUCACAACUCAGGAUCUGGAGCGCAUGUUGCAGGAGAGGAGUGUGGGCAGAGCUGAUGUUGGCAGCCAACACUCCAGUUCUACCAAACGGGGGACACAGAAUGUCGGGGGUGCAGAGGAGGGGAGAAAGGAGGCGGAGGAUGACAAGAAGGAAGAGGAGGCCAGCUACAGCCUGGUAGCAGUCAGUCAAGGGAUGAAGAACUUCCUAAACGCCAUGUCGUCACAUGAGGGUGCUGAACUUCCCUGGAGCAGUUCUACUCAGCCUUUUAGCUUAGAGCCUGACUCCAUGGCCAAAGCACUGGACAGACUACUCGGAAGCAAUGAAGAAGAGCUAGAUUCAGAUGAUCUAGACGACGACGACGACGAUGAAGAUGAAGAUGAGGAGAAAGAGCUAGAAGGUCAUGCAGAUAUGAAUGGGACCGAAACUUUGGACGGUCUCAGAAAAUACAUGGAUGAGAUGGAUCAGGAGCUGAUGAGCACUAAUAUAGGACAAAGCUUUAAUCUGACGAAGUACAACAAGGUGGACUUGGACAAUGGCUCCCCUCAUUCCUCUGCUUCUGGAGGGGAGAGGGGCGAGACAAAGGAGGAGGAGGAGGAGGAGGAGGAAGAGAUCCAGCCACUGGACGUCGACCUGAAUCUGGUCACAAACCUGCUGGAGUCCCUCAGCUGCCAGUCGGGCCUGGCCGGACCAGCCUCCAACCUGCUGCAGAGUCUUGGUAUUCACCUUCCACCCAACUCGGACCCCUCGUAGAGACAGGAAGCCGAAUACGCAGCGAGGAUCAGCCCUCUGCAGCUAAUGAGGCUCACGUUACAGUUGUGAGCUAAAUGCCUUCCUUAACAUUUGGAAUACUGUAAAUCCGCAGUCUUUAGUAAUGAAAAAGUAGUAGGGUGCUUUUCUGACAUAAAACAACUAUAGCAAUGUUCUUUUUGAAUGUGUGUAAACCUGCAGUGUUUGUAGUUUACAGUUAGUUAACAUUUUUAGACUGCAUCACUUAUGUAUGAUUGUUCAUGGCAGCGUCCAAAUAAAUGUUUUCAUCCAAGGGUCGAAUCCCCACCAAAUAAUUUAAAGAAAUGAAAUCAGUAAUCAUUGGAAGAAAGCCCAAUUGAGAUUGAAUGUGCCACAGCAGGAUGAAGCAGAACACCACCUUCAGAAAAAGUGAUUAUAGUUCUUAAGUUUCAAUUUAAUCCUGUUUAUUGACAAUUUCUAAUACGUGCAGUUUUGUGUAAUGUUGGUUUGUGUGUUUUUUGACAGCAUUUACAUUUGUAUGUGUACAAAACAAUAAAUAUUUUUGAAAAUUGA